GAGUGUAGCGGCUCCGAUGUUAAAGAGUGUGCUGGUCUCGUGAAUCAGACUUCUUAUGUAGGCUAUCUCUGUUUUCUGUCGCUCCGGCCUACUUCUCCUUUUUCAAACUCACUUCUCAAUGUCUUGGAGACAUAAUUGCCAGGUUUUUGAGCGCAACAAGCAGGGAUUUCAACAUGCUUGGAUGAAAAGUUUUUGACAGCUCCUCUUUCGUGGUCCCGCUCUAAGGAGUAAAACAUUGUUCUUCCUCUGUGUUUCGGACUUGAUCUCACUCUAGGCUACUGCUUUGCAUCCCGCAUCCUGUCAAUCAAUCGUGGACAGCAUAGUAUGGUCGGUGCCAUAAUACAACCCGAACGCAUUUUCCCCCAAACCGGGCAACAUGACAAACUGGAGUUGGAAUAACUUUGCAUUUCUGAUUGUUUUUUAUGGCUUGUCCAUGUCCACUGCAACGGGCAAUACAGACAACACACUUCUGAAUUUACAUGAUGGCAACCAGAGUGUGCUGCACAGUGCCGUCCCUGAGCCCCAACACUAUGACACCACGGUACCUUUCCUGCUGGAAGGGCAGGAGCGCAAACCAGUCAGCCAGCUCAAGUCCAGGAGUCAUCCUGCCUCACUGAGGCUGGUGUUGGAUGCAGAAGGUGAACAACUGGUCCUGGCACUACAAAAAAAUGAGGGCCUGUUUGCAAGCCAUUACACUGAGACACAUUACCUGGAGGAUGGGAGUGCCGUCACUGGUGCUCAUAACUUUACGAAGAACUGCUACUACCAUGGAGAAGUGGAGGGCCACGCUAACUCUGACGUUACUCUCAGCACCUGCUCUGGCUUCCGGGGUUUCAUCUCACUUGAAAAUAAGACCUUCAUCCUUGAACCAUCGUUGGACCAGGACAAUUAUACACACAUCAUUUACAGAGGGGAAAACCUCAACCUGUCCCCUGGAACCUGUGGUCAUGACUUCAACAUGUCCUCUGUUACCCCUGACAACCAAUUCAGUACCAGGCACAAGAGGCAUGCUCAGAAGACUACCAAAUACGUAGAGCUGAUCAUCGUUGCAGACAACAGAGAGUUUCAGAAACAGGGGAAGGACGUUGAGAGGGUGAAGCAGAGACUGGCAGAGAUAGCCAAUUAUGUGGACAAGUUCUACAGGGUCCUGAACAUCCGUGUGGCCUUGGUGGGCCUGGAGGUAUGGAGCGACUCUGAUAAGUGUCCUGUCACUCAGGACCCCUUCAACACCCUGCAUGAGUUCCUAGACUGGAGGAAAGUCAAACUGCUGCCUACGAAAUCACAUGACAACGCUCAGCUCAUCAGUGGGGUGUACUUCCAGGGUACCACCAUUGGCAUGGCUCCCAUCAUGAGCAUGUGCACAGUGGAGCAGUCUGGAGGCAUCGUCAUGGAUCAUUCGGAUAAUCCCCUGGGCGCAGCUGUGACUUUAGCACACGAGCUGGGGCACAACUUUGGCAUGAACCACGACACCCCAGAGCGGGGGUGUGGCUGCAGGAUGACUGUGGACCGUGGGGGCUGCAUCAUGACCCCCUCCACAGGGUACCCGUUUCCUACGGUGUUCAGCACCUGCAGUAAGAAGGACCUUGCAGCCAGUUUGGAGAAGGGAGUGGGGAUGUGUCUGUACAACAUGCCUGAGGUCAAGGUGCUCUAUGGGGGACAGAAAUGUGGCAACGGAUACGUGGAGGAGGGAGAGGAGUGUGACUGUGGAGAGCUGGAGGAAUGCAUGAACCCCUGCUGCAAUGCCACCACCUGCACCCUGAAGGGAGAUGCCGUGUGUGCCCACGGACAGUGCUGCGAGGACUGCAGGCUGAAGCCUGCUGGCACACCGUGUCGAGAGUCCAGUAACUCCUGUGAUCUGCCAGAGUUCUGUACUGGUGCCAACCCCCACUGCCCUGCCAACGUGUACCUGCACGACGGGCACUCCUGCCACAAAGUGGACGGAUACUGCUACAACGGCAUCUGCCAGACCCACGAGCAGCAGUGCAUCACACUAUGGGGACCAGGAGCCAAACCUGCCCCAGGGAUCUGCUUCGAGAGGGUCAACUCAGCAGGAGAUCCUUACGGGAACUGUGGGAAGGACUCCAAAGGAUUGUUUGCCAAAUGUGAAGCCCGAGACGCAAAGUGUGGUAAAAUUCAGUGUCAAGGAGGGGCCAAUCGGCCUGUGAUUGGCACCAAUGCCGUCUCCAUAGAAACCAACAUCCCUCUUCAGGAAGGAGGGAGGAUCCUGUGUCGGGGGACACAUGUCUACCUGGGUGAUGACAUGCCUGACCCUGGACUGGUUCUGGCUGGCACCACGUGUGGAGAGGGAAUGAUGUGUCUGAAUCGUCAGUGCCAGAAUGUCAGUGUGUUUGGUGUGCACCAAUGUUCAGGGAAGUGCAGCGGACGAGGGGUGUGUAACAACAAGAAGAACUGCCAUUGUGAGGAGCACUGGGCCCCUCCCUUCUGUGAGAGGGUGGGAUUUGGAGGCAGCCUCGACAGUGGACCAAUGAGACUGGCUGAUGUGCGUGUGUGUGUAUUAAUGUGCGUGUUGUCGUAUGUGACGUCAGCUGACAGCAGGGUGGUUGCUGUGGCAAUCCUGGCCACCCUCCUCAGCCUGAUGGGUGCUGGGUUCCUGGUAUUCCUCAAGAGGAAAACUCUGGUCCGUCUGCUCUUCACCAACAAGAAGACCACCAUGGAUAAACUAAGGUCUGUUGGGUCCACCAGAGCAACCAGCCCCAGCCAGACUCAGUCCAUGUACAGUUCACGACACAAGCCCCCAGCCAAGCCUCCAGGUGCCAGCGUAUACAAGCCAUCCCACCGGAGUUCGGAGCCUCUCCUCCCUCCACACAGUUUAAAUUCCCACAGCUUGCGGCGGCUGCCCCACUACCAGCCCAUCCACAUCAGCCACCCCAUGCCUGUCUUCCUGAGUGUGGGACAGCAACCCCUGCCCCCGGUCCCACCCCACCACAGGGCCCUGCCGGCCCACACUGCCCUCUCCCCACCGCGGGCACCACCCUUCCACAGCCUGCCCCGACAGCAGCCCUACAGGAUGGACCAGGACCGUGAGAAGCCCAGUCCGCCCCAGAAGCCCCUGCCUGCAGACCCUCUAGGCAGGCGUGCUCGGGUGGAAAGCAGCAACUCAGGUGGUGGGGGUCCGCCUCCCUGGACCCAUCCCCACCGUGCCCAGACCCCUGCUCACCAUCCCACAACCAAACAGACCUGCACCCAUACAACCCCUGAGACUGCCAAAGACUCAUCAUUUUGACCGCUGAUCUCAAAGAAGUUGAGAUGGAAUAGUGGGGAACUCUAUGGACGGAGACCCAUAUUUGCACUACAAAACUCUACCAGACCUUUGCAACUUUGAAAGGGUCUCAGAGUUUUAGGAAAAGGGGACUGACUUCAAACAUUGGUGCUGUGCCUCUGAAAGGUGCUUUUGUUGUCCUCGCUCAGGUACAAAUGAACUAUUCAAUGUCUAUAUUUAUUAUUACUAUGUGCACAGUGCACUCUGGUAGAUCCUUUUGACAGUAGCAUAUCACGACUUGGAUCGCUGUUCGUGUUUUUGUUGUUGUUGUUGUUUUUUACCAGUUUGCUGUAUA
Molecule: messenger RNA, 3575 nt
Organism: Coregonus clupeaformis (lake whitefish)
Lineage: Eukaryota; Metazoa; Chordata; Actinopteri; Salmoniformes; Salmonidae
Product: disintegrin and metalloproteinase domain-containing protein 12
Exons: 23
Coding region: 377-3244 (955 amino acids)
Biological process (GO): proteolysis
Molecular function (GO): metalloendopeptidase activity
Source: RefSeq, a predicted model, not a curated record